AUGGCCCGAUUAGCAUCAAGACCUUCAGUUUCACUGAUCAACAAACCUAAGAAAAAGAUCUUUGGAAGCGACGAUGAAGGUGAUGCAUCGAUAUUAACUGGUACCAAGAAGCAAGUAGAGGAGGAAGAAGAAAAGAAGGAAGAAUCAGAGGAAGAAGAUAGCGAUGAUGAAGCCCCUGAGGAAGAAGGAUUCAGCCAAGCCAAAAACACACUGUCUAGAAAACAGCGCGAGCAACAAGAGCUUAUCAUUAAACAACGUUUAGAGGAACGUGAGCAGCGCAGAGAACGUGAUGAGCAACUUCGGAAACAAAAGGAAGAAUCCAAGAUACGGCAGAGUGCCAAGGAGGCUGCACACAUUGAAAAGCUUAAGGCUCAAGAGAAACAAAAGGAAGAAGAAAUAAAAGCUGAAACAGCAUUACUUGAUGCCAGUUUACUUGCCGAGAUUGAUGAGCAGGCCUUGGUGCUUCCCCGGGGGAAAAAGACCACAUUUAAUGCGGCGACCAAGAGCUCAUCUCUGAAAAAGAACAAUAAGGAGUCAUUUAAAGAGACUACCAGUAAAUUAGCUUCUAAAACAAGAGAAUCCACAAUUAAGGUGGUCAAGAAGGGGCCUGUUAAUGUGGCUGUGUUGAAGAAAAACCGCAAGAGUAUGAUGCCACCAAAGGCGCAGAUUGUGGACGAGAUGCGCAACAAGUGGUAUACUGAGAGUCAAAAAACAGUCGAACGACGUGUGCGAAGGUGA
Messenger RNA from Magnusiomyces paraingens, 738 nucleotides. RefSeq lists its product as uncharacterized. The transcript has a single exon. Bases 1 to 738 code for a protein of 245 amino acids. Gene Ontology annotation, biological process: rRNA processing. Gene Ontology annotation, molecular function: snoRNA binding. Lineage: Eukaryota; Fungi; Ascomycota; Dipodascomycetes; Dipodascales; Dipodascaceae. The record is from RefSeq and is a predicted model, not a curated record.